This is a messenger RNA of Girardinichthys multiradiatus, 2049 nucleotides long. It is a transcript of the gene msi2b, whose product is annotated as musashi RNA-binding protein 2b. Gene Ontology annotation, molecular function: RNA binding. The record is from RefSeq and is a predicted model, not a curated record. The transcript is spliced from 15 exons. The coding region runs from base 134 to 1357 and encodes 407 amino acids. Lineage: Eukaryota; Metazoa; Chordata; Actinopteri; Cyprinodontiformes; Goodeidae. Gene Ontology annotation, cellular component: cytoplasm.
GCUGAUCCCACGUGUGACGCUUUCAUUCCCGGCUCAGUAAUAUUCUCAUAGCGGGGCUUUGCAUAUCUCCUGCCCUAUCUGUGUGUGUCUGUCACUGUUACUGUAGUCCCAGCCUCUAUAGUUUGGAAUAGAUAUGGAAGGAGACGGGAGUCAAGCCACGUCCGGAAGCCUAAAUGAUUCACAACAUGACCCGGGUAAAAUGUUUAUCGGUGGCCUCAGCUGGCAAACCUCACCAGACAGCCUUAGAGACUAUUUUAGUAAAUUCGGAGAAAUAAGAGAAUGUAUGGUGAUGAGAGACCCCACGACAAAACGCUCAAGAGGAUUUGGGUUUGUUACGUUUACAGAUGCUGCCAGCGUAGAUAAAGUCUUAGCCCAACAGCACCAUGAAUUAGACUCAAAGACGAUUGAUCCUAAGGUUGCCUUUCCCCGUCGCGCCCAGCCUAAGAUGGUCACAAGAACAAAGAAAAUAUUUGUGGGAGGCUUGUCGGCCAACACGGUAGUGGAAGAUGUGAAGCAGUAUUUUGAACAGUUUGGGAAGGUCGAUGACGCCAUGCUUAUGUUUGAUAAGACUACUAACAGACAUAGAGGAUUUGGUUUCAUAACUUUUGAGAGUGAAGACAUCGUAGAGAAAGUCUGUGAAAUUCAUUUUCAUGAAAUCAAUAACAAAAUGGUAGAAUGUAAGAAGGCCCAGCCCAAGGAGGUGAUGUUCCCACCAGGUACGCGGGGGCGAGCCAGGGGUCUGCCCUACACCAUGGAUGCCUUCAUGCUGGGGAUGGGCAUGCUGAGUUACCCUAACAUUGUGGCAACGUAUGGCCGUGGAUACACUGGAUUUGCACCCAGCUACAGCUACCAGUUCCCUGGCUUCCCAGCGACAGCAUAUGGACCGGUGGCGGCGGCAGCGGUAGCAGCAGCGCGUGGCUCAGGUAGGGGGGCCCGUGGAAGAGGCGGCUACUUGGCGUACCCACAGAGCACAGGGCCAGGCCUCCCCGAUUAUGGGUUUUACUCUGCGCCCAGUGACCAGAGGGGGGGGCCCUGCUCCUUUGCUGACUAUGGCUCCCUGGGGCCCCAGGCGGCUCAGAUGCUGCACAGUGAGCAUGCCACCUCCGCCUGCAACUCCCCCCUACAGCACCUACACAGCCCGGAUCAGUUUAAGAACCCAGGCACCAACCCUUCGAGGCCUGGAGGUUUUCCUGGUGCUAACAGUCCAGGGCCUGUGGCUGACCUGUAUGGACCUAGCAACCAGGAUUCGGCCGUGGGGAACUACAUCAGUGCUGCUAGUCCUCAGCCUGGCUCUGGGUUUGGCCCCAGCAUUACUGGCCCGUUGAUUGCGACAGCUUUUACAAACGGAUACCAUUGAACAGGUGGCCGGUUGCUUUCUCAUCAGAGCAGAGUAUAUCUGGUGGCCCAGGACAGACAGGACGAAGUUUCUAAUUGGCUUUGUGUGCAGGUGAUGAUUAUCCAACUUCAAGCACUACAGCGUCACAGAUGGCUAAACGAGUGUAAAGCGGGAUCCAUAGGAGGAAGAAGAGAAAAAAAACGUUUGUCAUCUCAGAAAAACAAACAACUGCUGUACUAUAACCCAAACCUCCUAUACCUUUACAACCUGGUUUGGUAUGAUGUUCCACGUCAACUUCACUCACCAAUUUCCUUCUUCCCUUAGCUUUUUGUUUUUGAUUACUUUCUAGUGUGUCACUUGAGUUUAACUUCAGCUUUGUAUCUUCUUGUAGUUUGUUACUAAAUUUUAUUAUUAUUUUUUUUGCUUGUUUUUAAAGUACGGCGAGUCAGAGCCAAGAGUAUCUGCAAGUCACGUCUUCAUCUUCGUAUUGGUUAGUGUAAAGGCAGAAAAUAAAUCAGAACAGGUUGGGAUAUUUCCGUUCGGUCUUUCAGCAAAAAAAUAGUUCAGUAUGAAAAGACUUGGAGCAAAAAAAAAAAUUAAGGAAAUUUUAAAGAGAAGGUAUCUAAGUAAUAAAUUUUAGUAGCUGUUUUAUUUCUUGUGUCUCAUUGUAAACCAUGAUUACCUAUUUUUGGGCAAUACAAAGAGGACUCCAA